This is a messenger RNA of Brassica napus (rape), 2391 nucleotides long. RefSeq names its product putative auxin response factor 21. Gene Ontology annotation, biological process: response to hormone; regulation of DNA-templated transcription. Gene Ontology annotation, cellular component: nucleus. The coding region runs from base 1 to 1656 and encodes 551 amino acids. The transcript has 12 exons. NCBI's taxonomy places the organism in Eukaryota, Viridiplantae, Streptophyta, Magnoliopsida, Brassicales, Brassicaceae. Gene Ontology annotation, molecular function: DNA binding; protein binding. The record is from RefSeq and is a predicted model, not a curated record.
AUGGCGAAUAACCAAACUAUGAAUGCACAGCCUAAAUUUCGAGGAACUGAGGGUGUCAAUAGAUAUUUGUAUGAUCAGUUAUGGAAGUUAUGUGCUGGACCUUUGUUUGAUCUCCCAAAAAUUGGAGAAGAAGUUUAUUAUUUUCCUCAAGGAAACAUAGAGCAGCUUGUAGCAUCAGCAAAUGACAACUUGUGCCAAUUAAAACCAAUUUUUGAUAUUUCUUCAAGAAUUCAUUGUAAUGUUAUUAGUAUCAAGCUUAAGGUGGAGACCAAUACAGAUGAAGUUUAUGCAAAAGUUUCGUUGUUGCCAUGUUCACCUGAAGUUGAGAUCACGUUUCCUAAUGACAACAAUGAACAAAACAUUAAAUAUUUUACUAAGGUGUUAACUGCUUCGGAUAUCGGCCCACAUGGUGAUUUUAUCUUAUUUAAAAAAGAUGCCAUUGAAUGUCUUCCUCCAUUGGAUAUGUCACAGCUAAUACCGAGUCAAGAGAUAGUUGCUAAAGAUCUCCAUGAUCAUGUCUGGAAAUUUAAACACACUUUUAGAGGUACACCAAAAAGACACCUUUUCACAUCUGGUUGGAAAGAGUUUGUAAAAGGAAAAAGUUUGGCCGUUGGAGACUCUUUUGUAUUCCUUAGGUAUAUACAUUUUGUCAUUUUAUAUCUCCUUUGUUUCUUAAUAUUUUGUAUUUUAAGUAUAUUUUGUUCAAGAGGAGAGAAUGGGGAAUCACGAGUUGGAAUUAGAAAAACAUCUCAUCAACAAAGCGACAUGUCAUCAUCUGUAAUUUCAAAAGAGAGUAUGCACCAUGGUUUCAUUGCUUCUGCAUCGAAUGCUAUUCACACCAAAUGUAUGUUCGAUGUGUUUUAUAAGCCAAAGUCGAGCAAAUUCAUUGUCAACUGCGACAAAUUCUUAGAUGCAGUGAACAUGAAGUUCAAUACAAGUUCAAGAUUUACUAUGAAGUUUGAAGGACAUGAUUUCAAUGAAAUAAUAUAUUCUGGGACAAUAGUAAAAAUGGAAGAUUUCUCCAUUUAUUGGAAGGGUUCAGAAUGGCGAAACCUACAAGUACAGUGGGAUGAAGCUGCAACAAUUCCAAGACCUAAUAAGGUCUCUCUAUGGGAGAUCGAGCCUUUAAUACCUUCAUCAAACAUUCUCAAGUCAGUUAUUCAAAAUAACAAACGCCAACGCGAAAUAAACGAAUUUGGUCCUAUUAUUUCCAAACCAGAUUACAAUGACCAAAUGGUCCAGUCAACAAAAGAAAAUUCAACCACCAAUGCAUCUAGUAGCUUCAGAUUGUUUGGAGUUGAUCUAACGGCUUCUAGCAAAGCAAGAGAUGUUUUGGAACCACUCGAAUCAUACCAAAAGAAUAAAACUUCUGAAAUCUUUGAAGAAGAAAAUCUUGAUCAAACUCAAGCAGUGACAUCACUAACAGAAAUCCAAAGGAAGGAACUAAGUUUUACUACAAGUAGUACUAAGGUUCACAUGGAAGGUGUUACUAGAACUGUGGAUUUAACUGUUUUUGAUGGAUACAAUCACAUGAUCGUUGAACUAGAAAAACUCUUUAAUAUCGAAGGCAAGUUGCAUAUGCACAGUCAAUGGAAACUAACUUUUAAAGAUCAUGAAGGAGAUAUGAUGCUUGUUGGAGACGAUCCAUGGCCGUAAGUUUCCACUUUCUUCUUCUCCUAAUUUUUGGGAAAAUAAAAACUUAAUGUGUUUUUGAUUUUGUGUAGGAAAUUUUGCAAUAUCGUGAAGGAAAUAGUCAUAUCUUCCAAAUAGGAUGCCAUAAAAUGAAAUUUGAGAAUCAAUUCUCUAAAAGUGACUCAGAAUUUACAACAAUAAUUUCACCAUCAGACGUGGACGACAGUCAAAGAGGAGUUUUGUUAUUUUAAUGCUUUUUUAUAUAAUAUUAUGGAUUGGUCAAUGUUUGCGUGGGAAGUUUACUUUCAUUAAGUCUUCGUUUAACCUUUGUUUUUAACUUGAAGAGUUUGGUUUUAUGUUAUGUGUGAUUUUUAUUAUUGUGAUUGCUCUUCUUUAUUUUUUAUCAACUUUUUGUUAUAAGGAGAUUAAGACUCAGUUUCGUUGCAUUUACUAAAUUUCCUUAUACAGUUACUGAGAUAGUUUGAAUGGGACUAUGUUCUGUUUUUAUUUUGGCGAUGUAAAUUUUAAUCAUUUUCUUAUUUUAAAUCAUCUUGUUUCAUGUCUGCUCUUAUGUGUUUUUGGUAAGUUGUUUUAUAUUUCAUUUUGUUUGAAUUGUGCAAGUAUAUAUUUUUAUUUCCAUUUCAAUAUUAGAAUUAUGGUUGAGUUUUUUUAAAAUUAUGUAUGUAACCUUUUAAUUUAGUUAUAUACAAUAACUGUAGAUCUCUUAUUUAUAUCAUGUAAGCAAACUUUUAUUUUGUU